This is a messenger RNA of Cylicostephanus goldi, 387 nucleotides long. Lineage: Eukaryota; Metazoa; Nematoda; Chromadorea; Rhabditida; Strongylidae. The record is from the annotation of a GenBank genome assembly.
AUGAUUAAACAAAAUAAGAUUCAGGUCUCUUCACCCCGUGGGCCAGCACAUCAUGCUCAACUUCGAUAUAGCGCUCCAGAAAGCAUCUUGAAGAACUGUUUCUCGUCCCAAUCGGACGUUUGGGCGUUUGCUGUAUGCUGUUGGGAAAUAGCUGAAACAUCUUGCACUAGAAUACCAUUCGAAACAUUUUCGAAUUCUGAUCUUGUCACCAAUGCCCAACUAAUGCUCAGCGGACAAGAGGAUGCGGUUGUACCGUCAUUUACGGAAAGUGUUCCACGAGGAGUACGAGAUGUAUUUAUUCGCUGUUUUGAAGCUGACCCUCAAGCUCGCCCAUUGUUCUCUCACAUAUCAUACUUUAUGAGCAAGUAUCAUGCUUCACUAGAUUAA